UACAAAAAAACCACGGAGUCGAGGGUGAACUACUCGAAUUAGAGGAUCUGAAGAAAAAAAUUACAGAUCCUGCUCUAGAAGCACUUGUAGAUUAUUUUGACGUCAAACUGAACAUUCUGAGAAAGGAAAUGAUGAAUCAAGUCAUCAGGAGUCAACGCAGUUUAUCAUAUGACUUUGGCCGUAAAAUGGAGAACCUUGGCGCAAUUGCAAUAUCCGGAAACUCGGAUGGGCGCACACAUACCAAAGCCCCGAGAGAAAUUUUGAAGACAAAUUUUCCAAUAGAAGCAAUCCAGGAUUUUGAAGAAUUUGAAAAACUGAUGGACCCCUCAGAAUGGCCUAAAGAACAGGAGCAGACGGAGGCUUUAGAAAAGCAGGCGGCACUGAGAGCUUUGAUGAGGAUGAUGAUUGCUGGGUGUCAAACCAAUACCAAGUGUGUUUCUGAGCUUAUUGGCAAAUUCCUGAAACCUGAAGUGCAAUUGUGUUAUACUGGAGCAGGCAGAGUCACAAAAGGACAGGGGAAACGAGCAUUCAAUAAAACGAUUUUUUAUGCGUGCAUGGAAGGCAAAUAUGGUACAGUAAUGUUCAAAAUAUGAUAUCUUGUCUCCAUUU
This is a messenger RNA of Fopius arisanus, 609 nucleotides long. RefSeq lists its product as uncharacterized. NCBI's taxonomy places the organism in Eukaryota, Metazoa, Arthropoda, Insecta, Hymenoptera, Braconidae. The record is from RefSeq and is a predicted model, not a curated record. Bases 129 to 593 code for a protein of 154 amino acids. The transcript is spliced from 4 exons.